Glarea lozoyensis ATCC 20868 is the source of this 1056-nucleotide messenger RNA. RefSeq lists its product as uncharacterized. The record is from RefSeq and is a predicted model, not a curated record. The transcript is spliced from 2 exons. Bases 1 to 1056 code for a protein of 351 amino acids. Lineage: Eukaryota; Fungi; Ascomycota; Leotiomycetes; Helotiales; Helotiaceae.
AUGUCUCUACCCUCUCCCUCGAGAGCGCAUUUCGAAUCCGAUAUCCUACCUUUGGAUCCUGCGACUGGCAUCGACCAGGCACCUGCUCUGUCUUCUUCCGGCGCCUUAGCGAGAUUCGAGUUCGAAGCUGGAAGGGGCAAUGAUGGAACCAAGAUACUCAUGGUAGAAUGGGAAGACGAGGAAGAAGGAGCAGAAGUGUGCACUGGCAAUUGGGAAAUUUCGUGGGAGGGAAAAAGCACAGUACUGCCAGCCAGAGCUGGCGCGGAUGGAAAACUGCAUCGAUUGUAUUUUCUCUUGACCCCAGGAGUAACGGUACCGCGGAUAGUGAAGCUGGCACAAAAGGGCGGGAGGACGAUGCAGACAAAUCCAUUACCAGCUCUCUUUCCACCAGAGCUAGGCGUGAGUGCGACAACUGCUGGCAAGAAAGGCGUGCUUCAUACAAUUUAUGCUAAGCAACGGUUAUCUGCCCUACAGAAAGAGAUUGAUGUAGAGAUGUUAAACGGGGAGGGAGUAGGAUUAGAAAUGGCCAUACAAGAGAAACAAUGGCUCGAAGAGCAUUUUGGCGUUGGCGCAAAGGUGGUGCCUGAAUCUCAGCAUCCCAUUUCCCCCACAAGUCCGAAAUCCCCCUCAGGAGGUCGUUUAGCGGAAAAGCUUAAGGGGCUUAAGCUGGGAACCAGCACUGCUCAAUUGAGUACUUCAACAGGCAAUGAGUCUACGAAAUUGGAUCAAUCAUUGCAUCCUUUAUCUCCGGAGAUGGGCGAUGUAGCUGUAUCUUCAUUUGCACUCUUUCACAGCGCUAGUGCAUCGGCUCGACCACCACGGAUAGUCGCACAAAUCCCUCCUGAUCAUCUUCUGGCGAGGCAAAGCGCAUCGCUUAGCGGCAGUCGAAUCAACUCUCUAGAUGCUGUUACGAGCGGACAUGUUCCUUCGCAGGACGACAACGCAGAAGAUGACCUGUUCGCUGUCCGGAUGAGUCCGCGAUCGCCCGAGAUGACCAAAAGCCCAUUUAGUUUCACAAGUCAAGACACAGCACCUUGGUUGAAAACGGGAGAGUGA